Messenger RNA from Antrostomus carolinensis (chuck-will's-widow), 314 nucleotides. RefSeq names its product voltage-dependent calcium channel subunit alpha-2/delta-4-like. The record is from RefSeq and is a predicted model, not a curated record. The transcript is spliced from 3 exons. Lineage: Eukaryota; Metazoa; Chordata; Aves; Caprimulgiformes; Caprimulgidae. The annotation marks the transcript as partial.
CUCACAAGCACAAGAAGCACGACACCUUGCAGCCCUGCGACACCGAGUACCCCGUCUUCGUGUACGAGCCGGCCAUCAAGGAGACCAACGGGCUGAUCGAGUGUGGAGAUUGCCAAAAGAUGUUUGUGGCACAGCCAAUCCCCAGCAGUAACCUGCUCCUCCUCAUCAUGGAUGCCACCUGUGACUGCAGCAUCUUCCCACCUGUCGUCCUGGAUGUGAAAGAAGUCAAAUAUAACGCUUCAGUGAAGUGUGAACGGAUGCGGUCCCAGAAGCUGAGGCGACGGCCGGACACGUGCCACGCGUUUCACCCCGAG